CUAGUCGCGAAGAUCCACUCACUUGAGUCGUCAGUCUGGAUGUGCGCUCUGAAAAAAAAAAAUCAUUCCGUAGUUAUUAUUCGCCUACGAUGAACUAACCUACACACUCUUUUUGAGUUACCUUGCGUUAUUGCUACGGUUUCCGUCUUCGCGGAGAUGUGUCUCCGGGACCAUUAGCAGCGGACCUCGGCGCUCUCUGCAGCCGGGAUGAGUGGCAGCUCCGCGGCGUCCAGCGCCGCGUCCUGCCGCUUCGCUCAUUACUUCGUUAUCUGUGGGAUCGACACAGAAAGUGGAUUGGAACCGGACGAGUUGGCAGCUUUGUACCAAUGGCUUGAAGCCGACCGGCAGGGCAGAGACCCAGAUGCUGCCGCCUCAGGUGAAAACCUGGAACAGAGUCCCCUCAAGAGGACGUUCAAGUCCAAAGUUCUUGCUCGUUACCCAGAGAACAUCGAGUGGAAUCCCUUCGACCAGGAUGCAGUCAACAUGCUCUGCAUGCCCAAAGGUCUGUCAUUCCGGACCCAGAUGGACCAGCGGGAGCCCCAGUUCCACUCCUUCAUCAUCACCAAGGAGGACGGCUCCCGCACCUAUGGCUUCGUCCACACCUUCUACGAGGAGGUGACCAGCCCUCAGAUCUGCUCCGCCAUGCAGACGCUCCACCAGAUGCACAUUACCGAACACCCUUCAGCCAACCCCACCUCCUCCUCCUCGUCAUCGUCCUCCAGCAUGGACUCUCUGUCGAGCAGCCUCGACGAGGUGGACUCGGCCAACUCCUCACCUCGGACGUCGGUUGGCUACAACUCUUCCCGGGACACUCUCUACGUCUCCAAAGCUUUGUGUUUGAUCACGCCAAUGCCCUUCAUGCACAGCUGCCGUCGCUUCCUGUCGCAACUACACCGAGCUGUCACGGCCACCACGGCUCCGCCUCUUCCUCUGGAGAGUUACGUCCACAACAUUCUGUAUGAAGUUCCUCUGCCCGCUCCGGGCCGCUCUCUGAAGUUCCACGGUGUUUAUGAACCAAUUGUAUGUCAGAGACCUGGAUCUGGGGAGCUGCCUCUGGCCGACUUCCCUCUCGCUGAGACUUUUACUUUACUGGGAGUGGAGAACUUGAUCCAAGUGUUCACGUGCACUCUGCUGGAGAUGCAGAUUCUGCUCUACUCACAAGACUACCAGCGGCUGAUGACAGUAGCGGAGGGCAUCACCACGCUGCUCUUCCCCUUCCAGUGGCAGCACGUCUACGUUCCCAUCCUGCCGGCCUCACUCCUCCAUUUCCUGGACGCUCCUGUGCCAUAUCUGAUGGGACUCCAGUCCAAGGAGGGCACCGACCGAACCACGCUGGAGCUUCCACAGGAGGCAAACCUCUGCUUUGUUGAUGUGGACAACCACUACAUUGAACUUCCUGAAGACUUUCCACACUUCCCCAACAAGAACGAGCUGGUCCAAGAGCUCCGUGAGGUUCUGCUUAGCUUUGGGAUUUUUGCCAACAACGGUGCGCCCCCACGGACCCGCAGCAACCCCAAUAGCACCCCCAAUAGCACCCCCUCCACACCAGGAAGGGAGCGCAAGCUCUCCACCAUCCGCCAGCUGGAGGAUGAUGGUCGCAAUGGGAAUUUGGUUGGCGAAGAUCUGGCUGUGCUGCAGCUGCUGCAGGGAAACGCCACGCUGGAGAGGUUGCAGGCUCUUACCAAAAGAACCGGGGUGACCGUUUCUCGGGUAGAUGCUUUGAGGGCUGGAAUCAAAAGCCAGGAGACUGAGGGACAAGCGGGCCGGACAUUAGCAGACGAUGAAGAGCUGAAGAAUGCCAAGCUGAACGUCCAACUGAGAGAAGUGUUCGCCAGCCGCUUCACUGCCAUGUUCGCUGACUAUGAGGCGUUUGUUAUCCAGAGCGCCCCGGACCUGGAGUCCUGGCUCACCAACAGAGAGCAGAUGCACAAUUUCGACAAGGCUUCCUUCCUAUCGGACCAGCCAGAACCAUACCUGCCCUUCCUUUCGCACUUCAUAGAGACGCAGAUGUUCGCCACCUUCAUCGACAACAAGAUCAUGUCUCAGUGGGAGGACAAGGAGCCUCUGCUGCGAGUCUUUGAUGCCCGAAUUGAGAAGACCAGACUUUACAAUGUCCGAGCUCCGAACCUGAGGUCCUCAGUCUACCAGAGAUGCUCCAACCUGAAGGAAGCUGCUCAAACCGUUGAACAGCGCCUGAUGAAGAUCGACCACACGGCCAUCCUCCCUCACCUGCUGGACAUGAAGAUCGGCCAGGGCAAGUACCAGCAGGGAUUCUUCCCAAAACUACAGGCUGACGUGCUCAACACUGGACCCACCAACAAGUGGUCCCAUCGCACUGCAGCAGCCCAGCAGAGACGGGAUCGACACCGACAGCAGCAUGAACAUCUAAACCUUGGCAACGAUCUGAAAGAGCAUGGGGAGGGCUGUCUGGCUCUACAGAACUCCAUGGCAUUUUGGGAGUGGGACAAUGGUUCCCCCCCACCUGUCAAACCUCCUAAAAAAUCAGCCUCUGCGUCCUGCCUGAAGUACAUGCAGGAAGCCAGAAGUCUGGGUAAGAACCUGCGGCAGCCCAAACUGUCUGACCUGUCCCCCUCGGUCAUCGCCCAGACCAACUGGAAGUUUGUGGAGGGGCUGCUGAAGGAGUGCCGCAUGAAAACGAAGCGGAUGCUGGUGGAGAAAAUGGGUCGGGAAGCGGUGGAGUUGGGUCAUGGAGAGGCGAACAUCACUGGGCUUGAGGAGAACACAUUGAUCGCCAGUUUGUGUGACCUGCUGGAGAGAAUCUGGAGCCAUGGACUGCAGGUCAAACGGGGCAAAUCAGCGCUGUGGUCUCACCUGCUGCUCUACCAGGACCGAGAGGAGAAGCUGGAGCAGCAGCGUGCCGAGUCCCCAGUGUCACCUGUCCCGGAGAGAAGGAAGUCUGAUGGCACCAUUGCCUCGUCGUCUUUCAGUCUCCCACUCAUCCAGGACAUGAGGCACAUUCUGAGCAUGUCGGAGAUAAAAACUGAAGUGGGACGAGCGAGAGCUUGGAUCCGGUUGUCUCUUGAGAAGAAGCUACUGUCUCAACAUCUCAAACAGCUUCUGUCCAGACAAGCUCUGACCAAGAGACUGUACAAGAGAUAUGCCUUCCUUCGCUGUGAAGAGGAGAAGGAGCAGUUUCUCUUCCACCUCCUCUCACUCAACGCUGUUGACUACUUCUGCUUCACCAGUGUCUUCACCACUAUCAAUAUUCCAUACCGCGUCGUCAUCAUUCCCAUCAAGAAGCUGAGUAACGCCAUGACCACCUCCAACCCCUGGGUGUGUGUCUCCGGUGAGCUGGGCGACUCCGGCAUCAUGCAGAUCCCCAAAAAUGUCCUGGAGAUGACCUUUGAGUCUGCUUUCAGGCCUCACAUGCACAUCUCCGCCAUGUUCAAGUGUCAGAAUCUGGGGAAACUGACGACAGUGCAGUUGGGCCACGACAACGCCGGGCUGCUGGCCAAGUGGCUGGUUGACUGUGUGAUGGUUCGAAAUGAGAUCACUGGACACACAUACCGGUUCCCGUGUGGCCGCUGGCUGGGGAAGGGUGUGGACGACGGCAGUCUGGAGAGGGUCCUGAUCGGUGAGCUGGUGGUGCCCACCGGAGAAGAAGAUUCUGCCAAAGGCUGCCGCACACCCCCACCACAACCCUCUCCGUCCCCUGUCAGGCGCAUCAGUGUGACAUCGCACUCUGGACGAGGAAAUAAACCAACGUCAGGUCAGAUCCAGGAGUUCAUCGGAGAGUCUGUGAACAGCAUCAUCAAACAUUUCCACAAGCCAGAGAAAGAGAGAGGAAGUCUGACUGUGCUGCUGUGUGGAGAGAACAGUCUGGUCUCAGCGCUGGAGCUCUUCUUCCAUCACGGCUUCAGGUCCGCCAGACUCUUCCAGAAGACCACCUUUGUGUGGGACUUCUUCGAGAAGGCUGUGGCCUACAUGGAGUCAGCUGACCAGAUGGGAGACCUGCAGGAGAGUGCCGUGCCAGCGGGGACGACCUGUCGGUCACUGUGUCACUAUGUCAACGCCAUCAACUCUACACCCAGGAAUAUUGGGAAGGACGGAAAGUUCCAGCUGCUGGUGUGCCUCGGAGCAAGGGACCGUCUGCUGCCUCAGUGGCUCCCCCUGCUGGUAGAAUGCCCGGUGAUUCAGCGCAUGUAUGAGGACACGGCCCUGCUGAGAGACCGGACCACUGUCAACGCCCUGAUUGGAGUCCUCGAGACCCUCCAUGACUUUCCCAUCACUCUAGAGUCCUCACUGGUCAAAGGCAUCGACCUGUGACCCCACCGCUCAGCUGGGGUGAUGGAGGUUAACCCAAAGAAACUGAAGCUGAAGCUUUACAUUUCCGACCAGACCGCGUGCAGUAUUAUCACCACCAUUUCUUGAAGGAUAUUGGACUGGUAGAUUCUCCAAGAUCAUCUCUGUAAAUGAUCAAAUCCACAACUUACAGCCGUCAUUUUUCUUAUUCUGCUUAUUUAUGCGCUGUUGAAAAUGUAGUUUACUUCAUUGAAAACAAAAAUGUUUAACACUAUUUUUACAGUCUUUCAAAGUUACUUGAGCUUUACAUUCAACAUAAAUCAAAUCUAUCUCGGUUAUAAAUUGAAGGUUGUUAACGUAGAACCCAAGUUCUGAUGCAGAUUGUUAUCUUGAUGUCUCAUAUUCUGGUGAUGUUUUGAGGAGACCAGGCCGACUGACAGGAUCUUCAAUCUUUAACAAAGAAAUGAAAUCAUUGAGAAUGGAGAUACUUCCGAAUCUAUACUCCUUUAGUAAGAUACAAGACACACUUGGAUUGUUUUUCUGAAUUGUAGAUAUUUAAGAUGCUAGUUUUUCAAGGUAGUUGUUGCCAGUGAAGGUCCUUACUCUUUAUUCUCGGGAGGAUAUUAGCCACAAAUAGAUGUUUGUGCUUGAUGUACCUCAGUCCUUCUCUCUUGUCAGCAUGAACAGACCAUUGUCUCGACACAAACCGAGGCCGGCUCCAUGUGGUCAUUUUUCCAACACUGCCAGUGCAUAUGGUGUCGCGGCUGGAUUUGAGGUGGUCGUAUUAUCACCAGUGACUCGUUGGGACAUUCCCUCACGAUGGGGGACCGGACUAUUUUAAAUACUCUCUGCUGCAGGAAUGUGUUGAUGCGAUUUCAUCACGUUCACGGUGAGAAGCUGAAGGGAGCUUUUAAGUGGAACUACUGAACUCAAGCUGGAAGGGAAACUUCAUGUCACUGGACUUUGUUUUCUUUCAAGUGAGUUCUAAGUGUUUGGAGUCUACAGAUGUCAUACAUUUUUAGAAGGCACCAGCAUGAAUUUGUUUGUCUCACAGUCAAUGCUAGAAUGUAUUUAUUUAUUUUUUUAUCCACUUAUGCUCAAUUGUAGCGACUUGAAUUGCUUUUACACUAAACAGUCACACUACUUGCUUAAUGUGAAUGUAUUGCUAACCACAGACAUGGUAUUAUUUGAGGUCAGAUUGAUAAGUAAUCUCUUCAGAAUAAACGUGUUCAAAUGCAUUAUUUGCCUCUUAAUGAUGGAUAAACAUUUAAAAAACAAAAUAGUUUAAUUACAUUGGCUUAGCCUAGCAGCAUUUCUAGUUAUUGGAAAAAAAGGUUAAGGCUUUAAGUUAACUAUUGAGCCCAUUUUUGACCCAGCAAUAUGUUGUAAGGACGAAUGGUUGGUAAUGUUAAACAAAUGUACCAAGGAAAAAGACUCUGAAUCUGAAAAAGUCUUCUUAGUUCUGGGUUUAUGUAAUUUCUCACGUUGAACCACUGUCGUAUAUUUUAGUUUUUGUGGUUCAAGCUGCUAUUGAAACACACCUUUUUUUGGACGUAGUGUAUUUAAUGUUUGGUAGUUGGAGACUGUAAUGAGGAGUCUUCUGUUGAAAGUCAUUCUGCUUUUUUUCCAUCAACUUUAACUGUCAUUUCAACUGAUCUUUUGAAGUAAUGUGAACGGAAAAGCUGCGGUUUUUGGAGUUGUUCCUAUGGUCUGAGUGAGUUCUAUCACGGAUGCAUUAUGUUGUAAAUAUUCUCACUAGCGCAUGUUUGUUGAUGCCUUUUCUUGUGGACUUUCGAUGAAAGGAACCAGAGAAGGAAUCUGUCAUUGUGAAUAGUAUUUUAAUGUGUGCAUAACCACUUGUGUCUCUUCUGCUGAUCUCAUUAAAGUCACAUCUGAAAGACUUUUACAUCUAAAAAGUACA
Molecule: messenger RNA, 6184 nt
Organism: Synchiropus splendidus (mandarinfish)
Lineage: Eukaryota; Metazoa; Chordata; Actinopteri; Syngnathiformes; Callionymidae
Gene: dennd5b
Product: DENN/MADD domain containing 5B
Exons: 24
Coding region: 208-4287 (1359 amino acids)
Molecular function (GO): small GTPase binding; guanyl-nucleotide exchange factor activity
Source: RefSeq, a predicted model, not a curated record